AUGUUAUCACAUGAUAAUACAAUCACCAUGAUUGACUUAUAUGUAUUUGUGGCUAUAAUAACUAUCUGGUUAUUGCUGGUCAUAUACAGCACGUGUCAACACAUAUACACCGAUCGGUUGAACGCGAGCCGUGAGUCCAAUGGCAGCGCAUGUGUUGAGCAAAACCAUGUGUUACACGCGUUGUCUUUGGUCUCAAACUAUCGACAAUCGAUUCGCGUUAACACAAGUCAUACGUCUAGUAAUGGGAACCCUUUGGAUGGCAUACGAGUGUUGUGUCACUUAUCUAUUGUUUUACAUCAUUUCGCCCACAGUCUCAACGCCAAUAAAACAUCGCAAACAGUGGGGGUUUUUCAUAUAGUGCAACAUAAGUUCUUAAGUCUUUACGUUAAUGGCGGGUGA
This is a messenger RNA of Medioppia subpectinata, 399 nucleotides long. NCBI's taxonomy places the organism in Eukaryota, Metazoa, Arthropoda, Arachnida, Sarcoptiformes, Oppiidae. The record is from the annotation of a GenBank genome assembly.